This is a messenger RNA of Rotaria sp. Silwood1, 1041 nucleotides long. The record is from the annotation of a GenBank genome assembly. NCBI's taxonomy places the organism in Eukaryota, Metazoa, Rotifera, Eurotatoria, Philodinida, Philodinidae.
AUGGCAUCGAAAGAACAAGAAAUAAAUAUGUCUGUAUGGCAUGAUCGAGAAAUUCGAUUUGAUGUUCCAACGAAUGAUCUUAAAUGUCGUUCCGGUGAAUUUAUUAUUGAUACACUUAGUUCAGUCGAAGAUACAAAAGGAAAUAAUGGUGAUAAAGGAAAACUUACUAUAUCCAAUAUUCGUCUUAUUUGGCAUAGUCAUGCAUCACCACGUGUUAAUCUUUCUAUUGGUCUUUAUUCGAUUGUAACAAUAACUGUUCGAAAUGCAAAAUCAAAACUUCGUGGUAGUACAGAAUCAUUAUAUCUUUUAACAAAAUCUGGUUCAUCACGUUAUGAAUUUAUAUUUACUAAUCUUAUUUCUGGUUCAAGUGCAAUGCUUAAUUCAGUUGUUGCUGUUCAUAAAGCAUAUGAUUCAUCACGUCUUUAUCGUGAAAUUCGUCUUCGUUCAUCAUUACUUAAUAAAGGUCAAUUACGUAUUUUACCUAAAGAACGUUUACAUAAUCGAUAUAAUGGCGUUUGGAAUCUUUCAUCGGAUCAAGGUAAUCUUGGUAUUUUUCAUAUAACAGAUAUUCGUGUUAUAUGGCAUGCAGAAUUAAAUGAAAAUUUUAAUGUUAGUGUACCAUAUUAUCAAACAAAAAGUAUUAAAGUUCGAGAUUCAAAAUUUGGUUUAGCACUUGUUAUUGAAACAACACCAUAUAGUGGAAAUUAUUUACUUGGAUUUCAAUUAGCACCUGAAGAAAAACUUCGAGAAGUUCAUAAAGAACUUAUUACACUUCAUAGAACUUAUUUUGCAAAUCCAGAAUUUGGUGUACAAUUUUCAAUAGAAGAACAACAACCUGAUCAACCAACAACACGUUUAGAAAGUAAAGUUGAUGAUAUUGAAAUAUUACAAAGUCGAGAACAUACAGAUUCAUAUGCAACUUAUUUGACUGAUACUGGUAAACAUGAUCAUGAACCUGUUUAUUCGGAAGAACUUGGUUUAGCUAUUGAAAAACUGCCACAAGGUUAUACAUUGGCUAGUCUUUGGGAUAUUCUUAGUUGA